CGAGAGAAAUUCAUCUCUUCUUAGUUCUUCCAUUGUUUUCCCGGCAACAACACCAACUUAAAACCCUAAUUUCCCAUCUCCACUCUUCCCUGAAUUCGAGGCCUUCUCUCGUCUCUUCCUCACUCUAACAUUUCUCACCAUUGGACGAAUCGAUUCAUCAUUGUUGAAAUUUCCAAUUUUUCUUCCUCAAUUUUUCCCUUCUGUAAUCUCAGAGUGUGUUUGUGUUUGAAGGUCCUUCAAUGGAGGAGGACCGCAGUGAGGUGAGUGAUUACAGUUCGGAGGACGAAGGAACCGAAGAUUACAGGCGCGGAGGGUACCAUGCGGUUCAGAUUGGUGACACUUUCAAGAAUGGGUGUUAUGUUGUGCAGAGCAAGCUUGGUUGGGGUCAUUUUUCCACUGUUUGGCUCGCUUGGGACACUCACAAAUCGAGAUAUGUUGCCUUAAAAAUUCAGAAGAGUGCUCCUCAUUACACUGAAGCGGCAAUGGAUGAAAUAACGAUUCUCAAACAAAUUGCUGAUGGGGAUCCAGAUGACAAGAAAUGUGUAGUAAAGCUUUUGGAUCACUUUAAGCAUUCAGGGCCUAAUGGCCAGCAUGUUUGUAUGGUUUUUGAAUUCCUUGGUGAUAAUCUCCUCACCCUUAUCAAGUAUAGUGAUUAUCGAGGGGUUCCUCUUCCCAUGGUGAAGGAAAUUUGUUUCCAUAUUUUGGUGGGUUUGGAUUACUUGCAUCGUGAGCUUAAAGUAAUACACACAGAUUUGAAACCUGAGAAUGUUUUGCUUCUGUAUCCAAUAGAUCCAUCUAAGGACCCUAGAAAAUCAGGCGUUCCACUUAUCCUUCCAAAUACAAGGGAUAAGAUUGUGACCAAGAAUGGGACUACAAUGGCUAAUAAAAGUUUGAAUGGAGAUCUGACCAAGAACCAGAAAAAGAAAUUGCGGAAAAAGGCUAAAAAGGCAGCUCAAGGCUGUGUUGGGAAGGAAGAUGGUGAGGAAGCUGAGGAGGAUUCAAAAGAACCUAAUGAGCAAGAUGAUUGUAGUAAUGAUGUGAAACCAAGUUUAGAAUCUGGUGAAAUUAAACCAAGUAGUCCCGUGAGUAAAGAUGAAUCAUCAAAGAAUUCUGUAAAUAAGGAUAUUCCUGAAGGAAGUCAUGGUCAUAGGAGGGGUAGCCGCUCUAGAAGAAAGGAGUUGCUUGCAGCUGUUGAUCUUAAGUGCAAGCUGGUUGAUUUUGGUAAUGCUUGUUGGACUUAUAAACAAUUCACAAAUGAUAUUCAGACAAGGCAGUAUAGGUGUCCUGAGGUCCUCCUUGGAUCUAAGUACUCAACUCCAGCAGAUCUAUGGUCCUUUGCAUGCAUUUGCUUUGAGCUUGCCGCAGGCGAUGUUCUUUUUGAUCCUCAUAGCGGUGAUAACUAUGAUAGGGAUGAGGAUCAUCUGGCAUUGAUGAUGGAGCUUCUUGGGAUGAUGCCUCGCAAGAUUGCACUUGGUGGACGCUAUUCCCGCGAUUAUUUCAACAGAUAUGGUGAUUUGAGGCACAUCCGUCGGUUGCGUUUCUGGCCUCUUAAUAAGGUGAUGAUGGAAAAGUAUGAAUUCAGUGAACAAGAUGCAAAUAGCAUGGCUGACUUCCUUCUUCCAUUACUUGAUUUUGUCCCUGAAAAGAGGCCAACGGCUGCACAAUGCCUUCAGCAUCCAUGGUUCCAUGCAGGUCCCCGGACUCUCGAGCCCUCAUUGACUACAGUGCAGCAUGAUGCUAUUGAGGGCGGCGAGAUAUCUGAAAAGAAGCAAAGGGAAAAUUCUGAGGAGGAGGCUGUGGAAGUUGGUAUGGGAAAUAUGGUCAUAGAUGGAAAUCCAAAGCCACUCUAAGAGUUCCAAUCUAUGAAAGCCUUCAGAAUAGAAACAAAUUGGUUUGUUUGGAUGGGGUAUGCACCUGUUUUUGUUUAUAUGGUAAGCCUAGAUGGUCCUUGGAGAUUCAUAUUAUAUUUAACUGUUAUAUUAAGCAACCAAGGUCAUAUUCAAGAGGUUGUAUUUUGGGAAACCCCAUUCAGGGUAGCUAGUCACCUAUUACAGAAACUGCACUGUGAUAUAACUACGAGUUUUUUUUUUUUACUUUCUUGGAGAGUUUGUUUGAGGCUUCUCCCUAGGUUAGAUUUUCAUCUCUUCAGAAGUGCUAUAUUUGAGGUGCUCGAACUGUACAUUUUAAUGAGUUAUUAUUUUUUGUGCCAUAUUAAAUUUUGUUGCUGUA
Cajanus cajan (pigeon pea) is the source of this 2229-nucleotide messenger RNA. The record is from RefSeq and is a predicted model, not a curated record. Lineage: Eukaryota; Viridiplantae; Streptophyta; Magnoliopsida; Fabales; Fabaceae.